Molecule: messenger RNA, 1947 nt
Organism: Medioppia subpectinata
Lineage: Eukaryota; Metazoa; Arthropoda; Arachnida; Sarcoptiformes; Oppiidae
Source: the annotation of a GenBank genome assembly
GAGAGUCAACGAGAUUAAUCAUUAGAUAGUUAAACACAUGUAUAAAUCAGUCAUUAUAUUAGAUUUUUAUAACCAAAAAACCUUUAUUUCAAAUAACCUCAAACAUCAUCGCAACCAAUGGUUAUCAAUGCAAUACCAAUGCCUUGUCUACCGCUACUGUGCCUACUAUUGCCACUAUUGCCGACCCUAUGGAUGACAUCACUGGCGGGUGCGGCGGCCAUACCUGCGGCCAACACUGGUGGACACAAACUAUGUCAAAACACCGUAUAUGAUAUCAGGGAUGGAUUUAUGUUGACAUUUCAGAAUGAGAUACUAUGGGUGGCCGAGAGUCGGGCCGGCGGUCAGCCGUUACUCAUCGAGAAAAAAUAUGUGGACGACUACUUCCCGGCCAUUAGGGCGCCGGUAGCCGGCGCUGUGCUGACCAACGACCAACACGGCAGGUGUUACGCCACCUACCAGUGCCUAUCGUUGUAUAUUCUCGCCGGUAACUUGUUGUACACAUAUGACUGGUACCACAUUUGGCACAUUGUGCGCCGGGACUCCCGACCCAUUGACCCCCAAUCUAUGCUGAGCACCGGUGGUCAACGCGUAUAUCCCCUGUCACUGUUUGAUAGCCACCAGUGCCCGCAGGAUAUGCCCGAAAUGCCACCGGCGAUAAUGGCCUGGGAUAGGGAUCAGAUGGCCCAACAUUCGGACGUUGUGGAGUCACUGCAAACAUACGAUCAUCACAGACGUAAUGUUGAUGAUCCGGACCAUUUUUUCCGUGACACUACUGGUCAGCCUACAGGUGCCAACGUUACGGUGGCCACAGUCUGGGCCACUACCGGCUCGUUUGCGCCAACACCAGCGCCACCGCCAACAACUGCACCAACAAUCAGUGACAAUGUGACCACCGCUGGUAAUGAGACAAUCGCUAACCAAACGGCACCGAUAGUGAUGGACGUUAGCGCCGGUACUAAUCGUACGGACACUACUUUUGAGACAACAAUACAGACUAUCGCUGAUAUAACCAACGAUGUCGAUACCACUUCCACCGCAACCAUCGAUAAUACGCUUCUCACAUAUGCUAUACCUACUGAUCCGACCCCUACUGAUUGGACAGCGAUUGGCAGCACUACACCUGACCCGCUCACCACCGCUGCCAACACAACACCAGUGGUUGCCACCAGUGCUGAGCCAAUGAAUGCCGACAAUACAUCCACCGCACGGGUAACUGAAGACAUAUCUACCACUAGUCCUACAGAUACAACCACUAUAACCAAACCGGUCGAAAAUCUGCCACCAAUUAAGAUAAUAUCUACCGAUAAGACCUCUACCACUCCCACCACCAUCACCGACAUCGACAACACAUCCACUGAUAUUUCUUCAGAAAGUACUGUCGCAACCGAUCCCAUGACCAGCACUGAGCCGAUAGUCCCUAUUGUUAUAGACUCAGUGGUUUUGAGGUCUACUAAACCUAAGGUAUAUCCGGCGCACAUAAUGAAAGUCUCUAUCGACGCCAACCCGACCGCCACUACAGGCCAAGCGGUUAAUACAAACCCGACUACAGGCCCAACGGUUGUCGAUUCGCUGGCCUCUACCGAUGCUAACCCUACGACAACUACAGACAAACCCGAUAUUACUAAACCUACGAACACUACAGACCAGACAAUGGCUAAGACAGUGGCGGACACUCCCGAACCCGAUGCCAACCAUACGGUCAGCGCUUACCGUACGUUAAGAGCCGACGAUCAUAAGUCAAACACCACAUUGGCUACAAUGACCACAACCACCACAACGGGUUCAGAGGUGACGGAAUCGAUGCCUACAGUUGAGCCGCAGAAGAAUGUGUCCAAACGGUCAUCGAUGGCCCCGUAUGUGGCCUACGGUCUGAUAGUAGUCGGCGGCGCUAUACUGGCCGCUGGUGUUGUCCACUAUCGCCAUAAGGGUUACUAUGCGUUACACUGA